UGCUGAGCAACCUGGGCUGCAUGUUUCGAAAUUGAUGCCAGCCUGGUUUUGCACAUCUCUGUGCAGUUGACAGCGGAUUCACUCCUCACAAUUCCCCUCCUCCCUCCCGCCACGUGAGUGGCAUUGCCUCGCAGUGGUGUCCGUGAGCGUCGCUAAAGAAGUCCCGGGACAGGUUCGGUGGAGGUGAAGCCGCUCCAACCUGGUCCAGCUCUAGAAGGCGUGGAAGUUCCUCCGCGUUUCUCAUUUUAACUGGGCGUGAGCAGCGCUCUUUUCUUUGGCAUCGGAUGGUCCUGGCACGUCGUGGGUGGUGUUCAUUGCCCAGACGUUCAUUGCAAUUUGAACAGAGAAAAACCGCCGUUUUCUGUCAUUUCUCCGAGAGGAGAACUCAAGCAGUAGGAAAAUGUCUGUUUUCCCUAAAAUAUCUUUGAGACUUGAAGUUGAAAACUAUCUUAAAGCGGGCUUUAUGAAUAAGGAGGAUUCUCCAGGCAAAAAUACUGAAAUGGAUUGCCGUUUCCUACUCCAGAGGAUCUUCCCAACCCAGGGGUUGAACCCAUAUCUUCUGCAGCUCUGCAUUGGCAGGUGGAUUCUUCACCGCUGAGCCACCUGGGAGACUCCACAUCGUAAUCUUAGCAAUCAUUUUUUUGGUAGAUAUUUCAUCCCCAUUUUUUACAGAUUCUGUCUGCUUUAGGUAAACAAGAAGCAGAAAGGAGGUUUGAAACGCUGUUACAUAACUUGUCUCACCCUCCGUCAUUCACCACGGUCAGGGUAAACACGCAUCUGGCCUCAGUACAACAUGUGAAAAAUCUGUUAUUUGAUGAGCUUCAGAAGGAAGGAUAUAAAACAACAGCCUUGUGAAGUCCUUGUUGGAGCCCAGUGUGGUAAUGCUGUGUUACGAGGAGCCCAUGUCUAUAUCCCUGGAAUCGUGUCAGCCUCAAAAUUUAUGAAAGGUGGAGAUGAUGUUUCCGUAUACUCUGAUAUUAAAGGCAAAUGUAAGAAAGGAGCCAAAGAAUUUGAUGGAACAAAAAUAUUUCUUGGAAAUGGAAUUUCUGAACUAAGUCGCAGAGAGAUCUUCAGUGGGCUGCCUGAACUGAAAGGUGUAGGCGUAAGAAUGACAGAGCCAGUGUAUCUCAGCCCUUCAUUUGAUAAUGUACUGCCCAACUACUUAUUUUUACAGAAUUUGCCAUCUGCUGUAGUAAGUCAUGUUCUGGAUCCUCAGCCUGGAGAGAAGAUUCUAGAUUUGUGUGCAGCUCCCGGAGGCAAAACAACACACAUUGCAGCACUCAUGCACGAUCAGGGAGAAGUGAUAGCACUGGAUAAAAUAUCCAGCAAAGUAGAAAAAAUAAAGCAGAAUGCAUUAUUGUUAGGAUUGAAUUCCAUCCGGGCAUUUUGCUUCGAUGGAACAAAGGCCCUUAAACUUGAUAUGGUUAAGGACACAGACGGAGAACCUCCAUUCUUACCAGAAUCGUUUGACCGAAUUCUUCUCGAUGCUCCCUGCAGUGGAAUGGGACAGAGGCCAAACAUGGCUUGUACUUGGACUUUGAAAGAAGUGAUGUCCUAUCAACCAUUACAGCGAAAACUCUUCACUGUGGCAGUGGAGCUGCUCAGGCCGGGGGGCGUGCUGGUGUACAGCACGUGCACUGUCACCCUGGCAGAAAACGAGGAACAGGUUGCCUGGGCCCUCGAGACGUUUCCCAGCCUUCAGCUUCAGCACCAGGACCCACAGGUGGGAGGAGAAGGGAUGCUGGGAGCUGGCCUGUCACCUGAACAGCUGAAACGGCUGCAGCGAUUCGAUCCCUCUGCAGUGCAGUCACUGGACCGUGACAUUGGUUCUCUGAGAGACGCCAGCAUAGAAGACCUGGUUUGGCUGGCAAAUAAGGAUUGUAUAGGUUUUUUCAUAGCAAAAUUUGUAAAAUGCAAAAGCACACAAGAGGAGGAUCUUUAGAAAUGAAAAUUCCAAACAUGUGCCAUGUGGUUAUUAUUAUUUUUUUAAACCAAACUCUCAUCAAGCCAUGUGAUUGAUGUCGUGGUUGCUGGAGAAACAGGAAAGGCUGCCAGCUCUUCCACCAGGAAUCAAGAGACUCUACUUCACAGAGAAAGAAACUGGAGGGUUGGGGUGGGAGUGGGGUGUGUGUUGAGAUUAUAUUUUGUGUUUUUAAGAAAAUUUUUCCUUUAUGGAUUUAGCAGAAUAUAAAGAAAAGGAGGUGCCUGUUGAAGUCUGGAACGUAUUUUCACUUGGGGUCUUUGUUUUAAUUUGUAAAGAAUGCAAGUCAUUUUUAAUGUUAAAAUGAGUGGAUUUUACAAAAGGAAUAAAAUUAGCAGUAUUUAAUUUGGUUAUAAAA
Cervus elaphus (red deer) is the source of this 2339-nucleotide messenger RNA. It is a transcript of the gene NSUN6, whose product is annotated as NOP2/Sun RNA methyltransferase 6. Gene Ontology annotation, biological process: RNA methylation. NCBI's taxonomy places the organism in Eukaryota, Metazoa, Chordata, Mammalia, Artiodactyla, Cervidae. The transcript is spliced from 11 exons. The coding region runs from base 815 to 1942 and encodes 375 amino acids. Gene Ontology annotation, molecular function: methyltransferase activity; RNA binding. The record is from RefSeq and is a predicted model, not a curated record.